This is a messenger RNA of Sciurus carolinensis (gray squirrel), 2128 nucleotides long. It is a transcript of the gene Stx5, whose product is annotated as syntaxin 5. NCBI's taxonomy places the organism in Eukaryota, Metazoa, Chordata, Mammalia, Rodentia, Sciuridae. Bases 470 to 1537 code for a protein of 355 amino acids. The record is from RefSeq and is a predicted model, not a curated record. Gene Ontology annotation, biological process: vesicle fusion; intracellular protein transport; endoplasmic reticulum to Golgi vesicle-mediated transport. Gene Ontology annotation, cellular component: Golgi membrane; endomembrane system; SNARE complex. Gene Ontology annotation, molecular function: SNARE binding; SNAP receptor activity. The transcript is spliced from 10 exons.
GGGGCGGGACUUCCUGUUUCAAAUAAACACCUAGAGGUUUCCCCCUCCGCCCACCGAAGUGUGUCGGCUCUCGGGGGUCCUUCGCCGUUUCUCCCUGAGAAGUUGAAGGAAAUCGCGAAUACUAGAGGGCCCUGUUAGCGCCUGGGACAGUUGCACAGGCCAGGCUGGAGCCUCAGUGCCACAGGACCGGGCUCUGGCUCUAUCUCGGCUUCAGGACCCCGGCCCGCGCUCUGGCCGCCGGAGCCAAGUUGGAAGAAGAGCCCGAGAGGGGUUCGCCUUGGGCCAGGAGGAAGCGGGCCCUUUCCCACAGCGGGCCGGUCUCAGGAUCCGCGGGUGGCCUUGGGAACGAAAGACUGCCAAGUGCAGGAAGGGCCGCAGGAUUUGCUGGUUGAGGGGGGAGUUGUGGGGAAGGAGGCUGCUUGGGGAAUGACACUCUCCCCUUCAUGACAGUCCGAGGUUAUGCGACUCAAUGAUCCCGCGGAAACGCUACGGGUCUAAGAACACGGAUCAGGGUGUCUACCUGGGUCUCUCAAAGACACAGGUCCUGUCCCCUGCAACUGCUGGCAGCAGCAGCAGCGACAUCGCCCCUCUGCCCCCACCAGUGGUCCUGGUCCCUCCCCCUCCCGACACCAUGUCUUGCCGGGAUCGGACCCAGGAGUUCCUGUCUGCCUGCAAGUCGCUGCAGAGCCGUCAGAAUGGAAUCCAGACAAAUAAGCCGGCUCUGCGUGCUGCCCGACAGCGCAGUGAAUUUACCCUCAUGGCCAAGCGCAUUGGGAAAGACCUCAGCAACACAUUUGCCAAGCUGGAGAAGCUGACAAUCUUGGCAAAGCGCAAGUCCCUUUUUGAUGAUAAAGCAGUGGAAAUUGAGGAGCUAACAUAUAUCAUCAAACAGGACAUCAAUAGCCUCAACAAACAAAUCGCUCAGCUUCAGGAUUUUGUGAAGGCCAAGGGCAGCCAGAGUGGCCGGCACCUGCAGACCCAUUCCAACACCAUUGUGGUCUCCUUGCAGUCAAAACUGGCUUCCAUGUCCAAUGACUUCAAAUCAGUUUUAGAAGUGAGGACAGAGAACCUGAAGCAGCAAAGGAGUCGGCGGGAACAGUUCUCCCGGGCACCUGUGUCAGCCCUGCCCCUUGCCCCCAACCACCUGGGGGGUGGUCCUGUAGUUUUGGGGGCAGAGUCUCAUGCCUCCAGGGAUGUGGCCAUUGACAUGAUGGACUCCCGGACCAGCCAGCAGCUACAGCUCAUUGAUGAGCAGGAUUCCUAUAUCCAGAGUCGGGCAGAUACCAUGCAGAACAUAGAGUCUACAAUUGUUGAGCUGGGCUCCAUCUUUCAGCAGUUGGCACACAUGGUUAAGGAACAGGAGGAAACCAUUCAGAGGAUCGACGAGAACGUGCUAGGAGCCCAGCUGGAUGUUGAGGCCGCCCACUCAGAGAUCCUCAAGUACUUCCAGUCGGUCACCUCCAACCGGUGGCUUAUGGUUAAAAUCUUCCUCAUCCUCAUUGUCUUCUUCAUCAUCUUCGUGGUCUUCCUGGCCUGAACCCUCUCCACUCUGAGGCACUCCAUGGGGGUUUGGGACCCUCCUAGAAGGGCAUGUGGCCAGUGCCUGCCACUGAGCCUGUGCAGGGUGCUUGGGAGAAAGGCCCUGUUUCCCUGGAACUGCUAAGAAUGGCCACUGACCCUGAUCCCCCACCCCUUGCCUCUGGCCACCCCAUACUCCCCUUACUACCGUCAGACCCAUGGAACAUACGUGGUUCUGAAUUUGGACUCUGCUGUGAAGUGGCUGGAAGGGAGCAGAGGCCAUCUGGGGGCUGGUGGAGGAGGAGGUUGUCUCCACCAGAUUUUUAGAACUGUCCCCAGUCUCUCCCAAAGAAAACUUUGGCAGCAAGGGAAGAUAAUGCCCCUUUCUUCCUUACUGGGAGUGAGGAGAGGAAGCAAAACUGUCCCAGGGACCAACUUCCCAUCUGGGUUAGAACUUGACCUCCUUCCUCUCUUCACCAUGUGAGGCAGGGGCCCUUGAGCCCUUCAGCUGCCUGCACAACCCCUGACUUUGGCUGCUGGUGACUCUUGAUCUGCCAAAUGCGCUACAGCCCGUUUCCUCUAAAUUACAGCAAGACUGUCAGCCUCACUA